This is a messenger RNA of Beta vulgaris subsp. vulgaris (sugar beet), 2199 nucleotides long. RefSeq lists its product as hypothetical. The record is from RefSeq and is a predicted model, not a curated record. Gene Ontology annotation, molecular function: acetyltransferase activity. Gene Ontology annotation, biological process: carbohydrate metabolic process. Gene Ontology annotation, cellular component: Golgi apparatus. The coding region runs from base 474 to 1523 and encodes 349 amino acids. The transcript is spliced from 2 exons. Lineage: Eukaryota; Viridiplantae; Streptophyta; Magnoliopsida; Caryophyllales; Amaranthaceae.
UGAUUAUAAAUGGUGAUUUAUGACAAAUUUUUCAAAAAUCAAUGAAUAUGUUAGUACAAUUUUUUUUUUUUCGAAAGUUAUUACAACGUUAAGCGCACUUAAGUACGAGUGAUAGAUGCCAAAGAAAAAAGUCCGGGUGAGGUCGCACCGAACCAAUACCCCCAUUGCCAAGAACCAUCCAUGGACGAUAUAUGACCUCUCAACUCCCCCCACUUUCUUUCUCUAAUCUUCAUCAAUCAACAUCCUCAUUUGUUGAAUCUCCGCAUGUUUGUUUUCUCUCUCUUUCCCCCUGUCGUUCCGCCAUUCCCAUCAUCCAGUUUCCGCCAUUACAACCCAACCUUCAUCUUUCAGGUAAUCUCUCCUCUUCAAUACUCUUUCAAUUCAAUAAACAAAGAAAUUCCAAAUUAAAAAAACCAUCGAAUUGUUCAAUCUUGAUUCUUCUAGGGAUUUAAUUUGAUCUGAUGGUUUAAAGAAUGAUAGGUGCCGUCCAAUUAGGUGUAUUGGCGGCUUGUAUAGUAGUACUAGUUCCAAUGGCAUUAGCAGGGUGGCAUUUAAGCCGCAACAAAGUGUUAUUCUUUAGUGGUGCUCUUUUUAUCUCUCUUGCUGUUGCUGUUCAUCUCUCUCCUUACUUCCCUUCUCUCACUGACUUCUUUCCCGUUACUACUACGUCUUCUAUUGUAUCAUCCUCAUCAUCUUCUUCACUAGUUAUUCUCGACAAUCGUGAUUCUUGUCUCUCUCUCCUCCAUCGGAUCAAAUGGAAAGAGCUCAAUUCAUCUUCUACUUGGAAAUGGAAAUGGGUGGUGUCUGAUCACAAUGUGUUAGCUUGUGAUUUUCAGAAGUUGGGUAGGACUGAUUCUGGGGAUCUGCUUAAUGGGUCUUGGGUUAUGGUUGCCGGGGAUUCGCAAGCCCGGUUGUUUGUUCUUUCGUUGUUGGAUUUGAUGUUGUUUGAGGAAGAGAUGGUUGCGGUUCGAGGGGAUUUGUUUAAGAGGCAUAGUGAUUAUCAUUUGGUGGUUGAGAGAGUUGGGUUGAAGUUGGAUUUUGUUUGGGCACCUUAUGUUGAGAAUUUGACUCAUCUCACUAUGGGAUUGAGUAGGAAUCAUAGCUGCCCUGAUGUUCUUGUUAUGGGCUCUGGUCUUUGGCAUAUGCUUCAUGUCAAUAAUUCGACACAUUAUGAUGAUUCGUUGCGGCUUUUGAGUCGUUCUCUGAUGCCAUUGUUAGGUGGUAAAUCUCAGCCUCAUUUGUUUUGGUUGGGAAUGCCCAAGUUGAUAAACUCGAUGCUGAAUACUGAGGAGAAGAGGGAGAAAAUGACUAGUGCUGCACAAUUUGCUUAUGAUUUGGGGUUUCGUAGUGCUAAGCUUUUACGGCCUGCUGGCCCAUUUGUGUUGUUGGAUAUCCACUCUUUGAGUGAGAAUUGUGGGGAAACAUGUACAGUGGACGGGAUGCAUUAUGAUCCGGUUGUAUAUCAAGCUGCGGUUCAUAUCAUGUUCAAUGCUCUACUUAUUCAGUCUCAUCAAAAAUUAUAGUGAUGUUUUAGCUUUUACACUGUCCUUUCUGUGACACUGAUUACAAGCAGCAUCUCUGAUGGAUCCUAAGCAUCAGUCCUUUGGGAGAGGUUGCUUCCUCAACUCGUGUAUCUUAGAUGUUCUCCGAGCUAAGGCAUAAGAAGGAGAGGGUCAGCAGCAAAGGAGAGGUUUGGGGUUGCUCGGUUACCAGGUACAACCUCAGUUUUAGAAAGCUUACCUGAGGCGUGCCUAGGGCGCCUAAGUGCUAGAAAAGGGCUUUGGAGAGGCUAGGCAAAGACACCUAAGAGAGGCACGAUGAGGUUUGGGGGGUCACCUCUUGUGCUCAAUACUGAAAGUGUCUUUCUUCACCGGCUGUUUGCAGGUCCUAUCUGAACGUUUGCAGGAAAAGUUAAUUAUCUCACAGUUAGUUAAUUCAACCCCUAUGUCUCAACUUUCGUCCUUUAAGGCAAUAGAUAGCUUGUACCAAAUGAUGUUUAGUUUUUCUCAUUCAUGUAUCAUCCUUAACAUUUUUCCGGCUUUUUUCUAAGCUCAUGUUGCAUAUUGUUGGGAAAAGCUCCAAAUGACUAAAGCCUGUCAACUUUUCUCACUUGUUUAUACCUGCCACAUACAGAGAGAGCUUAUUCUUACAAAGAAUACGGUAAUUAAUGAAUUCCAAAAUAUGCAUUUGAUUAGUUUA